GGAGGGGACAGGAACGGGAGCGGGGACAGGAACGGGAGCGGUACCGGGGCUGAGCGGCGGCUCCUGCAGGACGGGCCAUGGCGGUCGAGGGCGGGAUGAAAUGCGUGAAGUUCCUGGUUUUCGUGUUCAACUUCGUCUUCUGGGUGUGCGGCGUCGCCCUUGUGGCCAUCGGGAUCUACGCACAGGUGGCGCUGGAUAAGGCGCUGGUGGUGAGCACGGCCUCAGCCGCUGGCACCCCUGUGGCCAUCCUGGUCCUCGGCAUCAUCAUCUUCUUCAUCUCCUUCUUUGGCUGCUGCGGAGCCUGGAAGGAGAGUUACUGCAUGGUCACCACGUUCGCCGUCCUCCUCAGCAUCAUCUUCCUGGUGGAGGUCGCCGCUGCCAUCGCCGGAUACGUCUUCAAGGACAAGGUGCGCUCAGUGCUCGAGGAUGGGCUCUGGGAUGCCAUGAACAAGUAUGGGGAGGACAAAGCCCUGACGGAGGCAUUGGAUGAGCUCCAGAGGAAUUUCUCUUGCUGUGGAGCCAACAACUACACAGACUGGAGCAGCAUCGAACGGUUCCGGGUGAACAACACAGUGCCUCAGUCCUGCUGCCGUGUCAACAGCACAUCCUGCAACAUGCACCCCAGCCCUGCCACCGUCUAUGAGAACGGCUGCCUCCAGAGCAUCGAAGCCUGGAUGAAGAAGAACAUCCUCAUAGUGGCUCCUGUGGCUUUGGGAAUCGCCUUCUUUGAAAUCCUGGGCAUCAUCUUUGCCUGCUGUCUCAUGAAGGGCAUCCGCAGCGGCUAUGAGGUCAUGUAGCCCCCCCCCCCAGCUCCCACUGCUGCACACCAGGAGAGCUGUGGGGGGCUCUGCAGGACCCAACGUGCCAAAACCCUACCAUAGCCUGGGGUUGGGAAUAAAAGCUUCCAUAGA
Messenger RNA from Pezoporus flaviventris, 911 nucleotides. RefSeq names its product CD63 molecule (gene CD63). Bases 78 to 797 code for a protein of 239 amino acids. NCBI's taxonomy places the organism in Eukaryota, Metazoa, Chordata, Aves, Psittaciformes, Psittacidae. The transcript has 7 exons. The record is from RefSeq and is a predicted model, not a curated record. Gene Ontology annotation, cellular component: membrane.